CACAUUAGCACUUUUUGAAAGAACAACGAGGACGACGAGAUUGUCCACACGAGAAAUACAUAAUCCAAGCUAUAUGUCAACAUCGAUACCGAAUCAAGCGAAACGAAAAAAAUGAUGAACAAUACGAGUCACGCAAUGAAGAAGAUGAAAGUAGACAAAACUAAAACAGCCGCAAGUGGAGGUGCUUCGGCGUCUGCGUCGAAAACGUCCUCGUCGACGUCAGCUGCCGAGCCCUCUCCUGCUGGCUUCCAGUCCUUUUUCAGCGCCAAGCCUUCGAGCUCAACAUCUUCCUCCUCCUCCAACAAUAAGGGCAAUACGUUGACAGAUGCCGUUUUCGGUGGUGGCGCGAUCGGUGGGGCUUCUAGCGCGCAGAAGACUUCUAAAAAAAAGGACGAUCUUGGACAUCUGUCGAGAAAGAGUGAUGCAGGGGUCCUCAAGGAGAAGCAGUCAAGCAUUGCCAGUCGUGCUCUGAAGUCUAAUUCCACGCCAUCUUCCACUAAGAACAUUCAAGCGGUCAAAAAACCAGCAAAAGCCACUUCAUCUAAAGCCACCUCAUCUAAAGCCACUCCAUCGAAACCGAAAGCCACCUCAUCUAAAGCCACUUCAUCAAAAGCCACUUCGUCGAAAGCCACUUCAUCAAAAGCCACUUCAUCUAAAGCCACUACUUCCAGUAGCAACAAGGGCACAACAACCAAAUCCGACACGAAAGAAAAGACGGCCACCAAAGCCAAAGGAGCUAAGAAAGGCAAUCAAGGACUUCUUGGUGGACAAGUGCUGCUUGGUGGUGGAGCAUUGCUGGAUGAAGGUGAUGGUGAGGACGAAGACGAGGAUGGAGAUGACGGCGUAGACAAAGAAUACGAGGACAAGAAUGCGAAGAAGGAAAGGUCUCAGAGGUGGACUGUGCACAAGGGGGUCGAGGUAUACAAACAACUAAACCCACAGGACGACCUCAGCAUUCUUGGAGACACCUACCAGAAGAAAGAAGAGGCGCUUCUAGUUAUGGCCAAGGCUACCUCCUGCUCCUCCAUCUGGUCUGGUGAGGUAUUGUGCCUCUAGGUGUAGUAUUCCUCAUUUCUAGCACUGUUCUCUCCGCUUCAAAGCAUAUCUAUCAAAACUGUUCCUUUUUCAUAGGUGAACGGUGAAAACCCCUACGGCUUGGCCAAGCAGGGUAAAUCAACUUCAGCUACUGCUGCCAUCCUAAAAUUGUAAGAAUAGUGAGUACUUUCUCUUUGUCCCAAAACGCGUUUUCUUUUGAUCCAUGGUCCUUUUGUUCCCACCAGGCAAUAUAACUUCGUCGGUAAAAACAAGAUGAAGAACCAACUUCUAGCUCUUCUAAUUAAAAGCAAUAUCGCAAGUAUGUAGAGCUCUGUCAGAAGCGUAGGAAACUGCAAGAGAAAUUGGUGAAAGAAAAACGAGAAGAGCAGCAGAGAGCGGCCGCCAGCUCUUCGUCUUCUUCUAGCAUUAAGGCCUCCCCUGAUCCAUGUUCCUCUUCGGAAGCAUCUGCGACACGUGAUUUUCCUUUUCCAGGGGAAAGCGGUGGUCCCGGGAAGAUGGAUUUGGAAAUGGAUUAAAAUUUUUAAAAUAGGGUGAACUCUAAUACUAGUAGUUCGUCCACCACCAGCAUCAAAAUGGUCAAAAAAGAUAACGGGAAAGCCACAAAGAAACCCAGUUCAGCAAAGUCGACGUCUAUGAGCACGAAGAGCCAAGCAGCUAAGGAUUUUAAGGACAACGAGAAGGAACGCGAGAAGUGCAUCCGUGGUUUUCGACCUAUUUUUGCUGCGAUCUCGGAUGAUACAACUGGAGGUCAGGAGAUUGAAGACGAAGUGAAAACGAAGACAGUCAUCGUGCGAAAUUAUCCCUAUAAUUGGCAUGAGGAUGAUGCCAAGCGCGUCUAUGGUGACCCGCUCGCGAAGCAUCCACCUGUGGACGUUCCUGACUGGAAAGAGGGUGAUAUCUUAUGGCCAAAAGUUGUUAAUGCUUCAUUUCUAAGCUUGGACUUGUUCUGAGCUGUUGACUUGACAACAGUGGACGCAGUUGACAGGGUGCGAAGCCGGGAAUCUUCAUGAGAAUCUGCGCCUUCUUCUGCUCGCAUGCGUGAUUACUCAUUCUUAGUAGACCACUCUACCAAAACUCGUUUUGAUUUGCUCACUCCUACUCCAUGAGAGGUAUUAUAGAUAUUACCUAGAAAAUGUAAGAGGAAAGAAUAUGAAGCUCGUUUAAUAUUACAGGGAAGAGGGAAAUUCCCUCUUCCCUGUAAUAACUAUGAAGCUGAAACCUGUUUUAAUCUCCUUCUUGUGCUGCCCUCAGCCUCAGUGUCAAUAUGUAGUUCUAACCUAUUUUCUUCUGCGUACAUCCUGGCCACUGAGCUAUCCAGCUCUAGCGGACGCUGCGAAGCGUGCCUUUCUGCGGGCCUUACUAGAUGCGGAUCCGGAAACGGCAAAAACCAUGUUGAACUUUCCCCCGGGAACGAACAAGGAGGAGAAGAUAAGGCUUGAUGUGUUACAACUAGCUAGGUUGUACUGCUGCACUGGCUCCCGUCUUCUAGUAUAGUUUUUUUGCUUUAUUCAAGAAGAGGCCGUUAAGACAGCAUCAUAAGGGAAAACAAGAAGAGAACCCUUAGGAUCAAAUUCAGGCUAUACCAAAAAUACCAGAACCAUACACUGACACAUGAUCAGUCACUACAGACACACUUGUUCUGUAGAAGUACAUUGUCAGUCUACUUGACUUUCGCUGUAGUUGACUAAAUAAAAUAGAUAGUAUAUAUAAGUUUUUUGCUUUAUUCAUCAACAUCUUCUAAUCCACGAAGAGGCCGUUAGGACAGCAAGCAACAGGCUUCAUCAUGCUAUCUGGGUAGAAAAUUACACGGAGGGAUCCGAGCGAAAGGACGUUCUGCAGGCACAGAACGAUUGGCAUGGCAUACUUCGCAAACUGUUUAAGGCCACUGUCUGUCUGGGUCUGCUAGAAGUCUUAGAUCCCACUCAAAUCUAUCCUUUAUCUUAUCGGAUAAAUAACCGCUCGCACUCGUCAUUCGGGCGCGAGGUUCCCCGAGAAGUACAAAUAUUUAGAAGUUCUAACUCACUGUGCACAAGAAAGAAAAGAAUGCCAAAGGUGAAAUACAUUCUGACGCAAGUAGUUUUAGGGCGGUGAGUCGAAUUAUGGAUGUUUAUGGGUGUAGUGUACUAGUACAACUACUGUUGUACUAGGUAAUAUCAUGUUGUAGAGCUGAACAAUACGAGAAAUUUUACGUAGACAUAUGGGCAUACCCUCGAAACCUACCCUAGAAGGACUAGGUACCACUUCAUCUAAUUUUUCGACAAAGGAGCGACUUAGAAGAGGCUUUCUACAUGGAGGACAGGCACAAGCGGAGUCAGAAAACACGCCAGAAGAUGAGAAAACAAGUGAUCAAAAAUCAGAUAAAAAUGCGAAGAGAGUACAGGAGGACAACAGCGUUAUGAUCAGGCAACGCAUAACCAUGUGCAUCACGGAGGUACUGCAAGCGGGCGGGCACUUUUAUGGCCUUUCAUAGAGUUAGUAGAAGCCUCAAAUUUAGUAAGAAAAUAGACGAAGUUGCAUGGCCUUCCUGUCGAUCCUCCAUGAUUAUGCUUGAAGUUCCUUACUCGCUAUAGUGUAGAAUAGACUCCCUUACAGCUGAAAAUAGUGCGAGCAUUGCUAGGGUGGGUUGGUGCGGCUUUAUUCGGUCCAAGGUGAGUCCACAGCUUUGCGCCUGCCGUCCAUCUCUCAUGGACGAACGUUAGAUGCUGCUCGCGCUUGGCGUCAGUAGUACUUCAACUUCGGUGGCCCGGUUCGCCUGAGUUGCAUGAACUUCCUGUCAGUCGUCAUUCAUGGAACUUUUCCGGAUGGCGCGGGAGACGUCAGUCAUGGAGCUUCUCCGAGAUGAAAAAUUCGACCCAGGGAGGUGGGAGACUUCACCACUGGAGUUUUCGCCACGGAAGAAUACAUGAGCUGCUCGUCUACACCACUUUCAUUAUUAGCUCUAAUGUCAUCAACUCGUGAACGCCAACGGAUCCGUAAAAAGCCAAGACGCCGCAAGACCAGAAGGCGGAUUUGCUCUGGUCCAACUGCUCGGAGACGAGAUCUUUCACAAGAUCACCGGGACAGAAAGCGUCACUUUCCUCCGUAUCGGAGAUGAUGGACAAGAGGUGGCGCAUCACUUUCGAGCAGAGUCCAGGCGACAGAAGGUAUCUACAAGUAAGUCUUUGGUCUUGCUAAUUCAAAAACCAUGUUGACACCUCUACUCACCUAGCGUGACACUUCUACUCACCUAGCGCGACACUUUCCAACCUCGUAGCACUUUACCUAGCACUCUACUCGCUCUGGCAAUGUACGUAGCUGACAAAAACAGACGGCCUCCUUCUCGUCCUCAUGUACUAUCUGGAUUUUUGCGAUUUUCGUAUGGACUUGUGAUGAUCAAUAUCAAAUCUAUGCUGAGGGCUCUACUGAAAUAUCAACUCUAUCAUACUAGAAGAAAACAACGCCAGUAUGUGAGGCUAUUUCAUCAGCAAUAAUUCUUGAAGAGAGCUAGAGAACGAGAAGCGCCAUUAUCACUCGUUUCGUCUUGUCCUUCAGGUAAUCAUGUCGUCGCGUGCUUGCGCACCACUCGCAAGCUGUGCGACACGUCCCGUCGUAGCAAUGGCGGUACAAAAGGAAAGGUUCCGCCGUUGCCUAUUUGCUCUCAAACGAGUGUUACGAUUAACGUUUUUAAACAUUUUCGUCUUUAUCUCUUUCUUGUAGUACUCACACUCAGACCCUAGAAUAAUCUAGUUGUAGUUUGUUGCACUAUGUCGUUGGACUCAGACCCUAGUAGCAGUACUAGUUAGCGAUGCAGCACCGACGUCAAACUCAUAUCGUCAUCAUUCCUCUAUGGAAAUUGAUGCUCAUCGUAGUUGUUCCACGAGACGUGUACUACAACGACAGUGUAUGGCUCUGGUAUUUGGUAACCUGAGUUUGAUCCUAAGGGUUCUCUUCUUGUUUUCCCUUAGGAUCAAAUUCAGGUUACCAAAUACCAGAACCAACCAGUCAGACAGCAUGGCGGCUAUUCUGGUAUGCGUGUGCAACAUACAACAUUCAUCUUGUAUUAGAACGACCGCGUCGUGAUCAUCUCUUUAUUAGCAUUUUCAUAGUUUAGUGGAUGUAGUAAAACCUCUAGAAGUAGAAAUAGACUGUCAUUGUAUUUGCAUUCGAGGUCGGCUUCCCCUAGGUGGCGAAUCUAUCUAAGAGCGUACGAAAAGAUCCCACAAGAGGAAAAGAGCCAGGCUUUUGGUGGACCGGCGUCCUCUUCCACGGAGAUUGGAGGGCUAAGAGACUUGGUGCGGAACCCAGCAGAGAAGCCGAUCAAGCGCAAUCAGCAGCUUCCUCUCGCUAAUCUUACGUCCUCAAGAAACGAGUGCUAUUGCUAGACUUUAUAUUAUAAUUUAAUAGCUUUACCUAGAUCAUGUAAAAGUAGAGCUAGAGUUUCACUUUCAGUUUCAUUAUAUUUCAAGUUCGUUGUACUGAUUCUGAUGUAUAAUCUCCGCGUCAAGCUUUGUUUAUUUACGAUGUUGCAUAGCCAUAGCGUCACUUUCCCUGUGCUUAUAUAUAAAUGUACCAUGUGUAUGUGAGGAGUCAUGAUGGUGAUGUUAGAUUGCGUUUGAAGAUUCACCACUGAAACUGAUGGGAUAGAGCCUACUUUUCAUUCAGUAUGCUCUUCUUCUAUGGGACGGCUUCUUCGCAUUUGUUAACAUGUUCACUACUGUAUCUGUAACCGGGGGAAGUGAAGCUGCAUUUGGUGUGUAACAUCUAUGACGCCCUUGAGGUAGUCUGCGCUGAAUUCUGGUAGGUUUUGAUUUAUCGGAACUCGCUCGCAAAAUACGCGGGUAGGUUUUGAUUUAUCGGAACUCGCUCGCACUACAAAAAAAAAGCGAGAUCAAUUGUAUUGUAUUGUAUCACGUACAUACUUCUCAAAAAGCGCCAUGCUCUAAUGAUCAACAGGAGUCGUCUAGCAGUAAAAACGCUGGCAACACACGAAAGGACGCGCUCCCAAUUGGUUUCCUGAGGCAGGGACAAAGAGUGGAGAAACAGCACAUCCAGGACAAGAUGCAGAAGGUCAUAGACCUAUGCAUGGACAAGGGCACAAAGGGAGAAUUCCCGACCGUUGAGUUAUGGCAAAGUGAUUCUUAUUUGUGUACCGCAGCGUAUGCGAAAGCUUUUCGUUUUCUUCGUGGCGUUCGCGUUUCUCAAGCUAUUUCGCAUGGGUUUUGAUGUAUUCCUUCACUUGUUGCAUUCUAUGUACGCAGUAGCCCAAAACUAAAACUAGACUAAUAGCGACAGCGUGUGUGUCUUGUACUUGUGCUAGUAGUGAUGUAAGUAGUCUAAAAGUAAUAGUGUGUACAUCUCUUUUCUAUCUUUUACCCUAUUCGCUUUUCGAUCUUCCUCUGGUCUUUCUUUUUUCUAGUUAGGUCGGCUCCACCGGAAGCAAUAGGGUGCACACGAGGCACGACCUUGAUGCACACCACCCGACGCGCCUUGUCUCUCGUAACGCCAUGCUAAUUUCUUUGGUAGAUGACCUUACUUCAUCUUUCUCGCUUGCUUGAUACAUCUUCUAUCAGAAGUGCUUGCAUACGCAUUCUUGAACCAACUAAUCCGCAUUGAUUCUUCUCCCCCCAAGGGGUGAAUCCUCUUCCAUCCCGCUUUCAUACAAAAGGAACAACAUUGAUCCGGAUAACAAGGUGGCUUUUUUGGGACUGGGCUACACAGACUUUCGCCAGCAAAACGGAUCGGCGAACGCUAUUCGAACAAAAAUGCUAGAUGAUUGGAGGAAAAAAGUUUGGGACGCCUGUGUUGCAGUCGCUCAGGCCGUGGCAGAAGACAGAGCCAAAGAGCAAGCGGCAUCAGGAUCAGAGCCAAAGGAAUUUUUUUGGACAGGUAUGAACAAUGAUAAGAAAUUGAAUCUCUUUUCUGGUAUAGUAGCGCUCAGCAGUGAGAUCAUCGUAAGAGGACAACACUCAAUAUUAGCACAGUCUAGAAGAAGCUUAUCUACUUAUGUCUAAUUUUCUGCUUCUUGCCAUGUGAGAGAAGUUGGAAUGUUACCUGCGUCGUCUUAUCCAAAACAGGUAUCGGCAUCGGAUUCGACGUCAUAACGCCGGUGCAUGUUGACGGCAAAAAUUCCAGACCAAGUGCAACCUUUUCAGGAGGCAGCUACACCAAUGGAGUCAAAGGGUGCUGAUAAUUCAACUAGUGACUAAUGCUAGGACGUGUAGUAGCAAAACUACAGUAAUCAUUACUAAUGGAACACUUCAACUUCCAGGGCGCUGCUCCCCCAUGAAUGUAAGAUGGCAUUUGCUACCCAUUUUCUCUCAUGAGCAUGAUAGACGUUUUUCAUGGAAAUCGUGAUGGUAGUCUGUCGGCGCCUGCAAAAGCAACUAUCUCAGUUCAGGCAUGUGUCGCCACUUCUUCAAAACUAUAUCAUAGGUAUCCCUGUGGGCGACUGUUUGUCCAUGAUACCGGUGGAGACGACGAAGCGGAUGCGGAUGGAGAAGAAGUGGGAGAUGCUUUCUACUAUCCGAUCACCGAACCCAACCUAAAAUUUAUGCUAUAACUUUGCCUAUGCCUCGUCGCGUUCUUUAUCAUAUCCUUGAAAGCUCUCGACUUCUAAUUUACAGUGCCUCUGAGUGGGGCACGGCUUUGUCAGUGGUCCACUCUGCCUUACUACUUUUUUAGGUCAUCUUUCUACACUGACUAGUACUACAUUACUUGUCUUACCAGUUACAGUCCCCCUCUCUAAUCCCAACGAUAACAAGCUUUGGCAGGUUGGCGAAAAAAUGCGUGGGAAAUUUGUUGAAACUUUCAAGACCUGGGUCCGGUUUUCCGGUAAGCGAGCGCAUGCCACCGAACCCUAUAGAUCUGGGCACAGAGUUUGCGUUGUAUAUUUUAGCAAACCUGUAACAAGUAAGGAGUGGUACAAUUAUGGCAAACGCGACUCGCUCUGUUAUAAUUAGUAGUUUUUUCUUGCGUCCUUGUUCAUAACCACAGGCAGGGAGCCUCGAGGCCACAUAUGAAAUGGGUGGCCCUGAUCCACUUUUUUCAGCGUCGCGACCAGGCACGCCACCCAUUACCACUGAAAUAUAUUGGUGUAGCUCGUCUUGUUUAGUGUUCACUCGUCAAGAGGAAGUCUACGAGUAAUUGUCAUGCCUGGCUUCUUCAUGAUACAAUGCAAUGCAAUACAAUAAAUCUCGCACAAAGUUCCGUGCAGACUGCCUUGAGGCGAAACAAAAGAAACUAGAGAAGUGUAGUGCCCGCGUUUAUGCUCUAAUAGACAACGCUGAAAGAAUUGGGUGCCAAUCCUGCGCCAGUCGUCAGCAAUGAGGAUGCCAAUAGAGAGGAAGGCGUAGAAGAUGCUAAGGAAGGUGCUUGAGGGGAAGAACGAGGAAGGAGAAGAUGAAGAAGAUGAUGCUAAGGCGAAGGAGGGUGCUUAGGGAGUUGUGAAGAACGAGGAAGGAGUAAAUUAUGUUGGAGAUGCAGCUAAGGAAGGUUUUUAACAAACAAGGAAUCUCUUACUCUUGUCGUAAUGAGUGGCGUCGCUCCGACGAGUGAACACGGAGAAGGUAGCUCUUUUUCUUCAGUGAGGUUGAUCGGAUAAGGCAAUGAGUUUGAGCUCUCGACUCAUUUGAUUUCUUCUAUUUCUCACACGAUACGAAUACUCAUUUGGAAGCUGUAAAAUUGUCACCUUAUUACAUCUUAAUAUUACACUCAUUGCUGAAGCUGAUGUUGUGUUGAUUUUUGUGAUCGUGAUUGUAUUCCUCCAUAUUGGUCAGAGCUAUCCUGUUUUCCUGCAUGAUCCGAUGCAUAUUCGAACAUGGAACCAGGACCAGCAAUCCUCACAUCUUCAUGAUCGUAUACUACUCGUGAUUCAGUGAAGAUGCAAGUCGCCAUAUCAAUGUUAUAGUAGAGUAGUCCGCUUUUCGAGUUGCGGGUUGCUCGAGUUCUCUCGAGUUGCCACGAGUUGCCGAGACUCGCGCGCCCAGUCCGGAACGAGUUGCUAACGAGUUCCUCUCCGCAGCUUGCUACUUUGAAAGCGCAGCACUCCGCGGCGGUAUGGCGGCCCAAGAUGCCACGGAGAGCAGGAGGAAGCUCGUGGCCCGUUGUUUCUUAGCAGAUCUGCCGUUUGUAUUGAAGAGACGCCCCGGCCGAGCUCUUCGGGGCUUGGGCUUGGCGAAAGUAAGAAGGCGAAGCUCGGGGCCUUUUUUGUUUGAGCGGCGCGCGCGCAAGCCUUGCGAAGUGCAGCUCUUUCCACGCUGUGUCGGUGUUUCUGCAUAGUCGUGCGCUGAUGUCGGCCGCGAUCUGGCUCUGUUUUUUUUGCUGGUGAGUGGCCAGCUUGUUCGACUUCUUGGGGCUCAGGUUUGCGCUGUAGUGGGCUUACUGAGUAGCGCGCCGCUUAGUGGGUAGCAUCACAAGCAAGGCCCCCUGAGUAGUGUAGACGCAUCGGGAUCGGAAUGGAGUAGGUUUUUUGUGUGUUUGUUUUAUAGGGCAGAAACUAUUAUACCAGGCAAGCGCGCGAACUUAGUAACACAAAACUACGAGAGCAGGGCCUUUAGAUAGCGCUGCUCUUGUCUGCCCCGCGCAUACAGCGCCUCGCAGAGAAGAGAGGGCGCUACUGGAGGCGUUCGCCUGUGGGGGUGGUUUGUGCUCCUGGGCGACAUAUUUGACGCUUCGAAGAUCGUGCGCCCGAAGGGCGCAGCGCUUUUUUGGUAUGGAACUCGUUCAACUCGAGCAACUCGACCCGAUAUCGGGCGAAAGAAGUCUAGUUCUAUUAUAGAUCUUCACUUUUUGACAAACUACUUAUAUCACCUGUUAGUCCAAAGAGUUAGACUCAAAACUAGUUGUGCUCGAGGUCUUUGACUACUUCAUGUUCAUGCGUAGCCGUUCCCCUAAAGCCACUUGGUCAAUCUUACAAAUUGCUUGUCGUCCGUGAUGAUUUGAAAACUCAUUCCGUAGCACGUGCCUGCAUAAUCGACCCACAACUGUCCGACACCACGUACUACUUACUUUUUAACAUCAUGAUGUUGAUUUCUUUGAAAGGCGAAGCUUAAGUUUAAAAGAAGAUGGCUAAGCUCGUUGCAAAACUAACUGCUCACACAUCAUACUUUCAAAAACUGAAUCGGAACUCUUCAGUUGUAUCCCCAUCAACAAAGAAAGUCGAAACCACAUGGAAUAGUAAAACUUGAAAUCGUACUCGUAGUAACCUGGUGUCUCUAAGAUAUAAGAAGUCGACGGCAUCUCGCCUUUCCCUGCAUUGCCCCAAACUGUUGAUGACUCAUUCUACCGGAUGCUCCGCAGAAGCAUAGUCAUCUUCUAAAAACCUGGAUGGAAAUCUUAUCCCGAUUUGUUACGUCCUUCCUGCUAUGUACAAACCAUCUCUCCAGCCCCCAAAAGUUUCUUGUUGCAUUUCUUCCGAGCUAGCAGUAAAAAAAUACAUUGAUUGUACAAGGUCGACGGAGGAGGCUGGC
This is a messenger RNA of Amoebophrya sp. A25, 10502 nucleotides long. The record is from the annotation of a GenBank genome assembly. Lineage: Eukaryota; Dinophyceae; Syndiniales; Amoebophryaceae.